AUGGAGGGACUAAUGGCCACUACAGCAGCAAACAUGGUGGCAGCGGCAGCAGCGUCAGCUCAAAUAUAUCAAGAACAAACUCAAGAGCAACAAACACAAAUCCAUAUUCAAGGGGAGACACAUAAUGGGCAACUAUAUCAGGAGGAGGAGAGACUAUAUGUGCCUAAACGAGGACGACCACCACUCGUUAGGAAAACCGUGGGAAAGAGCCCGAUGAGAUUGACGGGAACGAGCUUAGUGUCAAGGAAAAUGAACUUGGUACAGAAAUCACCGAGGCGACUGAAGGCACAAGCAUUACAAACUGCUAACACAUGA
Molecule: messenger RNA, 315 nt
Organism: Microthlaspi erraticum
Lineage: Eukaryota; Viridiplantae; Streptophyta; Magnoliopsida; Brassicales; Brassicaceae
Source: the annotation of a GenBank genome assembly